Pyrenophora tritici-repentis Pt-1C-BFP is the source of this 1863-nucleotide messenger RNA. RefSeq names its product Neuromodulin multi-domain protein. NCBI's taxonomy places the organism in Eukaryota, Fungi, Ascomycota, Dothideomycetes, Pleosporales, Pleosporaceae. The record is from RefSeq and is a predicted model, not a curated record.
AUGUCUAGCGGUGUUAAUUUCUGGGCUGCAGGCAACAACCGAGUAAAGUCUGCCUCAUCGCCUACUCCAGCCAUUGUUGAGGCUCCACAGAAGCUGAAGUCGGACACUAUGUCUCAGCAGAAAAAGGGUCUUGUCCUGAGAUCGAUGAAGAACGGCACUGCAAAUGGCGACACCAAUGGACCCAGCACGCCCGCUUCCACGCCCAACGGGAGGAAGACUGACUGGGCGGACGAAGAGGAGGAUAGCGAGUUCCUAGCUCAAUUCACCAAAGAUCCGCGCAUCACUACCCUCGAGACCACCAUCGUCCUGAAGGAUGAGCGCGUCAAAGAGCUUGAAGCAACGGUAGUCACCAAGAAUCUUCGCGUUGCAGAGCUAGAAGCUGCAGUCCAGGAUCGGGACCACCGAAUCUGCAAUCUCGAGGCUGAUUCCGACGACAAGGAAGUCCGCAUUGGAAAGCUUGAAGAAGCAAAUCACGAACAGUUCCUCCAGGUGCAAGAGUUCCUUCGCGAUGUCGCAAAGAAGGAUGAGCGCAUCACUGUGCUUGAGCACGAGCUGAGCCAGAAGGCAGCCAUCAUCCUCGACCUUGAGUCAAAAUCCAACUCGGAUUCUCAGGCGUCUACCAACUGUAAAGAGGUGGCCAUCGUCGAGAAGGCAAAGACUGAUAAUUCGAUCGCGACUAAGACUCCCGAGACUGAGUCCGUCCAGGACCACAAGGAAGUUGAAGUUGAGAGAGCCAUCUCAGACACAUCGGUAUCUGAUAGCUUCGAGAUUGUUGAGGCAUAUAAGCCUGAGGAAACCACCAAGGAAUCCCCUGGGGGUGUCACAGAGAAAGUGGCAUCUUCCAUUGAUACCUCGUCGGAAACCUCUCCAGCGAAGGCUAAUUCUCCAACCCAUUAUGUCACAAAGGACACGCUCAAAGUUGUGCCACCCGCCCCGAAGCCAAAGACGUUGACCUUUCCGAUCGACUUUUCCAAGUACGCAAAGAAGCCCGCUGCGCCACCUGCUACGGCUCAACCACAGUCUCCGCCACCCAUGGAUAGUAGGAAUGGGCACACUACGCCUUGGGGCCGGUCCGCGAAGCAGGCGCGCGUCAAGACUGAUGCAAAACCAACCUUCAAUCCAUCGGCUGAUAUCCGUCAAAUGUCGUUGAUGGAGCGUGCUAAAUACGCAAAUGGUCCAGAGGUCGCUGUGAAGCUUGGGGGCAUCGAGGUGAUGACGAUUCCCAAGUAUCUCCUCAUGCAGUGCUCGGUCAAGGCCCUUGUCUACUUUGAGGCCAAUCCAGAUGCCACCUCUUGGGAUUUCCCCGCUGGAUACAUGGAUGCUGACGCCGCGAAGGUGUGUCUCACCUGGAUGGAUGAGAUGACCUUUCAGGGCCGUGUGUACAGUAUUAAUCUUAGUGCCAUGCCCAACCACGACAAGAAGAACCUCCACAUCUGCCGUGCCGCCCGUGUCAUGGGCCUUAACAACACCUACGUGGGUCAUUUCACCAAGCAGCUUUGCGAUCGUAUCCGCAACCACGAGGUUUCGUACGAAUUCAUGGAUAUGGUAUGUGAGCUGGUCUAUCCAGAGAACGACCCCAUCUUCGACUGUCUGGCCAACAACCUGGUCAACCAGGUAAAGGUUAGUGCGAUCAAGGACAUGACUAGUCUUGAGAAGUUGAUGGCCAAGCACGCGACGCUGAAGGGCAAGAUGAGCCACAUCGAGCAGAUGAUGGCGAAGCGUAUGCGCAAGGCCGGCGGUUCGCGUGAGGAUAGUCAGUACGGUGGUAGCAAGGAGCGUCGCGGUGGUGGUGGGAACAGGGGUGGACAUGGUGGCAGUGGUGCGCCCUCCAAGGCCUUGAGCCUGUUCUCCAGGUCUCGCUAG